Molecule: messenger RNA, 2306 nt
Organism: Boleophthalmus pectinirostris (great blue-spotted mudskipper)
Lineage: Eukaryota; Metazoa; Chordata; Actinopteri; Gobiiformes; Gobiidae
Gene: smpd1
Product: sphingomyelin phosphodiesterase 1
Biological process (GO): sphingomyelin catabolic process; ceramide biosynthetic process
Cellular component (GO): lysosome
Molecular function (GO): acid sphingomyelin phosphodiesterase activity
Source: RefSeq, a predicted model, not a curated record
AGUGCUCGGAUCCAAGAGGGAACUUGGAGCAGACAUUUCUUGGAGGACGCCUGCCUCUUUCUUCCCUCAUGAUGCGACUCUCUGCCCUACUUCAGACCUCCGGAUGGAUCACGGUGGCCUUGGUUUUAUCUCUAGGGUCGUGCCAUCCAGUGCAGACUUCAGAACAGUCUGUAAAGCUGCUGUUGGAUCACCCAAGUUUAACCAAGCCAAGCCUGCGAUUUAACUGGAGGAAUAUAACUUGUCCUUUGUGCAAAACCAUUUUCAGCAUCAUUGAUAUAGCCCUUCUGGACAGUGCAAAUGAAGAGCGCGUCGCUCGUGCAUUGGGGGAGGCUUGUAUCCAGAUGCACUUGGCCCCUGAGAAGGUGUGUCGUCAAAUAACCGAACUCUUCAGAGACGACUUCAUUCUGGUGCUGCAGAAGUCACUCCUGUGGCCCACUGAAGCUUGUGCUCUGUUAGUGGGACCCUCUUGUGGUAAAUUUGACCUUUACGCUCCAUGGAACAUCACCCUCCCCAAAGUCCCGAAGCCUCCCAUCAUCCCUCCUUCAGCUCCAGCUGCAGGUUCACCUCAGAGCAGGGUCCUGUUUUUGACAGACAUCCACUGGGAUCAGGAGUAUGCUGAAGGCAGUGCAGCAGACUGCAGAGAUCCUCUGUGCUGUCGAAAUGACUCGGGCACCCCGAGCUGGCGGCAGGGAGGCGGGUACUGGGGCACUUACAGUAAGUGUGACCUGCCUCUGCGCACUGUGGAGCACCUCCUGCAGCAGGUGGCCAAGAGUGGCCCGUGGGACUGGGUCUACUGGACUGGAGACAUCCCAGCCCAUAAUGUGUGGUCCCAAACGAGAACACAGCAACUGUCUGAACUUACUGUCAUCUCCAGGCUCAUCCACAAACACUUGGGUCCAAAUGUGACAGUAUACCCUGCCAUAGGAAACCAUGAGAGUACACCAGUGAACAGCUUUCCUCCACCUUUUGUACACGGCAACAGGUCCUCAGCAUGGCUCUAUAACACUAUGGCAGAGGAGUGGGCCCCGUGGCUACCAGAGCAUGCUUUGAAAACUUUAAGAUAUGGUGGAUUUUACACAUUACAGGUUCAGCCUGGUUUGAGAUUAGUGUCUCUGAAUAUGAACUAUUGUGCUCGAGAAAACUUCUGGCUCAUGGUGAACUCCACGGAUCCGGCCAAUCAGCUGCAAUGGCUUGUACAAGUCCUCCAAGCAAGUGAAGAUAAGGGAGAGAAGGUGCAUAUAAUCGGUCACAUCCCUCCUGGUUUGUGUCUUGGCAGCUGGAGUUGGAACUACUAUCAUAUUGUCAACAGAUAUGAAGGCACAAUUGCUGGCCAGUUUUUUGGGCAUACACACACCGAUGAAUUUCAAAUGUUCUAUGAUGAGGAAACCCUGACUCGCCCCCUGAGUGUUGCCUUUGUGGCUCCAAGUGUCACCACUUAUGUCAAUCUAAACCCAGGUUACCGGGUUUAUGUCGUGGAUGGGAACUACCCCAACAGUUCUAGAAUGGUGCUCGAUCAUGAAACCCAUAUCCUAAAUCUGACAGAGGCCAACCAUGGCCCAGCACCACAGACCCCCGACCCAAACCCAAAAUGGAGCCUCCUGUACCGGGCUACAGAGGCUUAUGGUCUGCCCAGUCUGUUUCCCUCUGACAUGGAAGGGCUCCUGCAGACCUUCUACAAGGAUGAUGUAAUCUUUCAGAAGUUUUGGUAUUUAAGAUUUAAAGGUCAUGUGUCUGAGCAAUGCAAAGAAACUUGUAAAACGACCACACUGUGCUUUUUACGGAGUGGACGCUAUGACAUACUGCAGCAGUGCUCCCACCUCCACGGUUAUGGAGACAGUUUGGCCCGUGCAGCCAGAUCCACACUGUGUUGACAAAAACCUUAGAGACUAAAUGAACAACAGAAGCACUGUUGCCAAAGAUGAAUCAAAGUCCGCCUAUUAUCACUGUUUCAGCAAUCGUCAAGGACAUUAUAGUGGAGUCUAUUUACAAACCUCAUAUUUGACUAUUUGUGUUGCAGUACCAAAUGUAAAGUGUUGAUGACUGUUUGAUUGUAUAUUUACUAGAUAAAAAGGGUAAGUAAUGGUAAACUCCUCAGAAAUCCUCAGCUAUUCUUUAAGCACUUUUGACCGUAGUGCCUUUUUUAUUACCAUACUGUAAAAUUGUGACUGCAGAUGUGAUGGCACUUGUAGCAUAUGUGUUGGUCUCAUCUGUGUGUUUCUCACCAUCAGUGACUUAUUUGCACUUUAUUUUGUUGCCAGUUCUCUUACAAGCCUACAAGGAAAAGCAAUAAAUAUAUCUGAAAGUGA